Molecule: messenger RNA, 3096 nt
Organism: Phyllostomus discolor (pale spear-nosed bat)
Lineage: Eukaryota; Metazoa; Chordata; Mammalia; Chiroptera; Phyllostomidae
Gene: MEOX1
Product: mesenchyme homeobox 1
Exons: 3
Coding region: 447-1205 (252 amino acids)
Biological process (GO): positive regulation of transcription by RNA polymerase II
Cellular component (GO): nucleus
Molecular function (GO): DNA-binding transcription factor activity, RNA polymerase II-specific; RNA polymerase II cis-regulatory region sequence-specific DNA binding
Source: RefSeq, a predicted model, not a curated record
CCCCACCGCAGCAUUUAAAAGUGUGUCUCCACAGCAGCCCCGGUCCAGCCCUUGGCCGGCGUUCGCUGCGGGCUGCAGGACGGGCACUGCACCAGCCGGUGCGUCGGGGCUGGGACAGGGACAAUGUUCAGUGCCAUCGGCGACAUGCACACACACAGGGGACCCCGGUAGGCAGGCCGAUGUGCCGGGGAGCAGGACGCCAGGAGUGAAGCCGGACAUAAGUGUGCGCGCACACAGGCGUGUAGCCGGCCACACGUGCGUGGACUUGGAAAAGAGGCUGUAGUUUUGGUUUUUGUUUUGGUUCCUGGGGUGAACUUUCUGUUGAACAUUUUGCCCUCUUCUUUAAUUUCUUUUUUUUUUUUUUUGCAUUUUGAACAAUUUGAAUAUAAGCAGUGGGCGAAUCAGACCUGUGAAAGACUGAGGUGCGCGUGUGCGGCGGACGGCAGAUGGAUCCCCUGGCCAGCAGCUGCAUGAGGAGCCCCCACCCGCCAGCCCCGGUGUGGGGCUGCCUUCGGAAUCCCCACCCGGAAGGCAGCGGGGCCUCGGGGCUACCCCACUACCCGCCCACCCCGUUCUCCUUCCACCAGAAACCAGACUUCCCGGCGGCGGCGGCGUACCCCGACUUCUCGGCCUCCUGCCUGGCGGCCACCCCCCACAGCCUGCCCCAGGAGGAGCGGGUCUUCACUGAGCAGCACCCCGCCUUCCCACAGCCCCCCGACUGGCACUUCCCUGUCUCGGAGGCCCGGCGCAGGCUCGACCCAGGCCCACCCGGGGGCUCCAGGGAGUUGGGGGCCAGCAGCCCAGGCCUGGUGGACACCACGGGAGGCCCAGGAGAGGACUACGAGGUCUCUGGGAGCACUGCCAACGACACGGAGAAGAAGUCCACCAGACGGAAAAAGGAGAGUUCAGACAACCAGGAGAACCGGCGGAAACCGGAGGGAGCCAGCAAGGCCCGCAAGGAGCGGACGGCGUUCACCAAGGAGCAGCUGCGCGAGCUGGAGGCGGAGUUCGCGCACCACAACUACCUGACGCGGCUGCGGAGAUACGAGAUCGCCGUGAACCUGGACCUCUCCGAGAGGCAGGUCAAAGUGUGGUUCCAGAACCGCAGGAUGAAGUGGAAGCGCGUGAAGGGCGGUCAGCCCGUCUCCCCUCAUGGGCAGGACCCCGAGGAGGGGGACUCUGCAGCCUCUCCAGGUUCGGAGUGAGAUUUUCCCCGGAGAACAAAAGACUGAGGACUGGGCCCCCAGCCAGCUCCCCCGACCCCGGUCCCCUCACCCUCUCCCACCUACCCCAGGGCAGCCUCACCACAUCGUGCAGUGACUUUUGGAUAUGAAGCUGACCGGCGUUCCUGGGAGCCUUGAAGUUUUCCAGAAAGUUCUGUCCAGCAUUGCUCUGUCUUAGCAGCGCUUUCCCUAGGGCCUUUGCUUCUCACAGUUUUUGUGGAAUCUUCCAGCAGCCAGACCGGACCUGAGUGAAUCCUGGGGGACAACUCCAAGGACACUGCUCCUCAGGGUCUCUCGGCUGCUGCCCCCACCUCCUGCCACCUGCCAGGCCUCCUCCAGGUCUGGACACCACCUGGCCUGCAGGGAGAAGAGCCUUGGGACCAGCUGGUGACUCCUGAAAGCUAAUGCUUCUGAAGAAAAGGGUGACUGAGACACACACACACACACACACACCCCAGACCACCUUUUCUUUCCGGCUGUAUAUCUGAGGGUUUGGGGGUCCUGAGUUGUCCCCCAAACACACCCCAAAACCCCAGGGGAAGUCAGUGUGAGGAGAGUCAAGGACUGAAAUUCAGCUGCUGCAAAUCAGAAACCAUCCCUGUCUCCAAAUUUGCUGGCGGUCAGGUGGGCAAGUGUAUUAGCACUGGGAGAAGACCGUCAGGAAAACGGGCUGGCGCGAGUGUCUGCAGUCCUGUCGCCCCCGUCCCGUUCACACUGGCUUGGCUGGGGGCGUUGGAGGGGUGCGGGUGAGAACGGACUCGGGACACCACCUGCAUCUUCAACACCAAUUCAGGAAUACAGCUGGGACGGCUGAGCAGUGCCCAGAGCCACGGAGCAGCUCUUCCUUUUAAAGCCACAGUUUCUGUGUUGAAAAAGCAUGCAGAGGCUCACAUCACUGAGCCGAGGGCUGGAAAGUGUCCGCUGUGUUCCUGGGCUGCUGGGUGAGGGCCUAGAAACGCUGAACCCUGGAGAGGAAGGUUCUCCAGCUGCAGCGUCCUGUGCUUUCAAAAGACUCUGGCUGCGAAAGGAGGCAGAAAACAAAACAAAACGAAACAAAACAGUCGCUCUUUCUCCGCGGGAUGCAUUUGAGCCCCUCCCAUGGGUUCCACAGACGCUGUUAUCGGGGGAGGCGCUGCUAAGUUUAUGUGUGAGGACUGCCCACGUCCUCUGGGGUGACACUCCAGGAACGAUGGCCAAACAGGCUGGGGCAACCGAAGCCUCGGAGAGACCCCCUGCCUGCCCAGUGCUCUGUCCCCCAACACCAGCUGCUGUCGCACAGGGAGGUCAGCAGGAGUUUGCAUCUCUUGUAUGUGUAUUUAAUCGCUCACUUGUAGAGAGAACCCCACCUCCCCAUCCCCAAGGACGACUGUUGUGGGAAGUGAUUGCCAAAUGAGAUGCCGGUUAGAGCAUGCGUCAUUUUUUCGAAGGCAUACUUCAUGUAUUUUCUUAAGAUUGCAUCAAGUUAACUGUGCAAGGUCAAGUCACUUAGUAAGAAAACUCUUGGAGAAGUAAAAUCAGUUACAAAGCAAAGUGCCCAAGCCUUCUUCCGUGCAGAGCUCAGGAGCUCAGCUCUGAGUGUAACCCUCCGAUGUUCUCGUGGGGGUGGGCCAAUGUCUAGAGCAACAAAAGAAGGGAAGAAGUCGUCUAGAACAAGGGAGCCCCCCUUAGGUCCUUUAAAAUGUGGGGGUGUGAGUGUAACCAUUGCAAAAACAAACAAACAACAACAACACUUUCUCCCAUGUACAACUGCAUUGUCUUUAUCCCUCCUUGUAAAAGUUUAGCUUUCAGCUCCUCUACCCUAUGGCUAAUCAAACAGUCACACUUCUGUAAACAAAAGAUGAACUCUUGUUAAUAAAGGAAUCUUGACCAUAAA